AAUGUACCGCUUUCUCAUUUCGGCUCGGACCUUCCUGCUGUUUACCUGUGACUCUCUCGUGUUUUGGUUAGCCUCCCCAGGCCUGUCACAGAGACCGGUGCGGUUGCCAGGGUGCCAGCGAUGCCUGAGCAGUGCCCGGGGUCAACAACACCGCCACUUCUUCUGGAGAAAAUGGACAAGUUCAGACAGCGUGGUUCGUCCCGCCGAGGUGCGCCCGCCUUACCCGGUACCCGAGCACAUCCAGAAGCCAGGCUACGUCUCCUCCAGCUUUGUCCCUGAGUGGCCUGACUAUAUUGAGGUUAAGGAUGAGGAGCAGAUUGAGGGUUUGAGGAGAGCGUGUCAGCUCGCUAGACGCAUUCUCCUUCUCGCUGGACGCAGCCUUAAGGUUGGAAUGACAACAGACGAAAUCGACUUCAUCGUGCACCAGGAGACAAUCCGACAUAACGCCUACCCCUCUCCCCUGCACUAUGGUGGAUUUCCCAAGUCUGUCUGCACGUCUGUAAACAACGUGGUGUGUCACGGCAUUCCAGACAGUCGGCCACUUCACGAUGGAGAUAUCAUCAACAUAGAUGUUACUGUUUACCUGGAAGGUUACCAUGGUGACACAUCAGAGACAUUUCUGAUUGGUUCGGUGGACGAGCGGGGUAGGAAGUUAGUGGACGUGGCGAGAGAGUGUAGAGACCAGGCCAUUGCUGCGUGUGGACCGGGACGCCCGCUAUGUGUCAUCGGUAACACCAUCAGUGAAAUCGCCCACUCGAAUGGUUUCUGCGUGUGCCCAUACUUCAUCGGCCAUGGCAUCGGGGCUUACUUCCAUGGUCACCCUGAGAUCUGGCAUCAUGCCAAUGAUAAUGACAUGCUGAUGGAAGAGGGCAUGGCCUUCACAAUAGAGCCCAUUCUAAUGGAGGGAACUUCUGAAUUCAGGAUCCUCCGUGACAAGUGGACGGCCGUCUCAGUGGAUGACAAAAGAUCAGCUCAGUUUGAGCACACAGUCGUCAUCACCUCUGAUGGUGUGGAGAUUUUAACCAAGCUGCCAGAUGAAGACUGAAUAUGAACCGUGUUUUUGGUGUUUGUGUGAAGUGUGUAGGGAAAAUUAAACAUUUUCUAGUGUUUAAAUAUGUGUAAAGACAAACAUGAUUUCGCAAAUCAACAUUGUUCCAAGGCUAUACUUGAUUUUAAAUAAUCAGAGUUUUUGUGAAACUAAAAGUGUGCCUUAUUUAGAUUAUUUUUUUUUAAAUCCAGGGGAUUUUCUGCAAAUCCCAUUUAAAAUAUAUUCAGUAUAAUGCCAAGAAAUAAUAAUUUUUUGCAGUUUUGAUUACUUGUGCCUUUGGCUCUUGAAGCCACCUUUCAGUUUGUUUCCAUUAAACUCAGCUGCAUUUGCUUUAUAAUUUCUUCACUCUAUUAGCAGAACGUUUCCUACGUCACUCCUAAAACGUCAAUCUGUCUCGAGAUCAGCGCCGGAAUGACCAAGAAAACGUGGUUAGGUCUCAUUAACAUGACUCACGCUCACUAUCUGUUCGCGUCAUGAGAUUACAGUGGAGUAACGUCAUUAUGUGAGAGCACGUCCACAGAGAGGUGAUUUUAUUUAUGGCGUCUGAGGGCUCCCUGGCAUCGGGGGCUUCCUACAUAAUCGAGUUUAGUAACUGAUCAUAUUUAGGGCUUAUGAUGAGAUUGGACAGGUGGAGCUAAGAGGCUAACAAAACCCUGACAGAUCUGUACUUGAUGGAUGAUGCAUGAUAGAAGAUUGUGUUCACAGGAAUAUGAUAUAAAUGUUAGGCUUCAUGCCAAACAACCCUGCAUAAGCACACACAUUAGGCUUGCAAUGGAGGGAUGAUAAUCUUUACCCUGUCUCUAAUCAUGAACUAUACACUAUAUUCUUACCUCAUGCAUCAUACUUGAAUUCCAGAAAUUUUAUACAGUAGUAAGUAGUGUUGUCGUCAAGACUGUUAUUUUCAAGUUUUUUUCAAAGAAGAAGAAAUUACUUCUUGUGAAACUUUGUGCAUGCAAA
This is a messenger RNA of Clarias gariepinus (North African catfish), 2005 nucleotides long. RefSeq names its product methionyl aminopeptidase type 1D (mitochondrial) (gene metap1d). Gene Ontology annotation, biological process: proteolysis. The record is from RefSeq and is a predicted model, not a curated record. Bases 2 to 1045 code for a protein of 347 amino acids. Gene Ontology annotation, molecular function: metalloaminopeptidase activity. The transcript has 10 exons. Lineage: Eukaryota; Metazoa; Chordata; Actinopteri; Siluriformes; Clariidae.